Molecule: messenger RNA, 1029 nt
Organism: Penicillium canescens
Lineage: Eukaryota; Fungi; Ascomycota; Eurotiomycetes; Eurotiales; Aspergillaceae
Exons: 3
Coding region: 1-1029 (342 amino acids)
Cellular component (GO): nucleus
Molecular function (GO): DNA binding
Source: RefSeq, a predicted model, not a curated record
AUGUCGGAUGAAAAUGAGCUCAAAAUCGCCAAUGCAUUGGCCGCUUACCAUGACCGUAAUGAGCCGAAGAUCAAACCAUUGGCAAGGGAAUUCGACGUUAGUUACCAGACCCUGCUAGGCCGUAUUCGGGGUGCCGGGUCAGCAAUUGGCCGACCUGCCACCAAUAAGGCAUUGGACUCGCAGCGCGCCGAUGACAUUAUUCAUCGAUCAAACCCGGACAGGAAGCCUCUUUGGCAUGGCUGGGGCCUCGCAUUCACUAAGCGACUGCCAAAGCUUACGCCCCACCUCCAUUUUAUUAAGCAGAAGCCGAAGGACCCGAAGCGAAUGGGCGCCGAGGACGUAGGUCUUACGGAGAUGUGGUAUGACCGCCAAGAGCAGUGUAUUAAGCAGUAUGGGUUUCGACCAAAGGACAUCUAUAACAUGGAUGAAACCGGCUUCCGAAUCGGCGAAGGAAAGGCUCAAAAAGUGGUAUCUGCUUCACCUAUUAGCUUCACUGCAACCGGGGGCCAUGGCGAGAGUAUUACCGCUAUUGAAUGCAUUGCUGCCGAUGGUUGGAAGACGCCGCCGUGGUUUCUAGUGAAAGCUCAGUAUCACCAGGAAAGCUGGUAUAUUGACGAAAUGCCUGAUGAUUGGACGAUAAAACCGACACCAAAGGGCUAUUCGUCUCAUACCACAGCAUUAGAAUGGCUAGACUCAUUUAUCGAGGCCACAAACCACCGAGUCUAUCGCCAUAAAUACGCCGAAAGUGAUGAUGAGAUAGCGGAAGCUCGUGGCCAUGGCGGUCGCCGUCGAUACGGCCAAGAUGCAGCUAUUCGCCGAGAGAUAAAAGCGAUACGCGAAGAAGCAGACCGCGUACACUGCCGAGGUUAUCGCCUUCUUCUUUUCGAUGGCCAUAAGUCUCACUGUACGCCUGAAUUUAUCCUAAAAUGCUGGGAAAAUCGCAUUGUUCCCAGAGCUUCUUGCGAGGGUGAAUGCCAGCCUAAAUACGCCGGCGCCGCCGCCACCGAUGCCACCGCUGCCAAUGCCUAA